Molecule: messenger RNA, 1026 nt
Organism: Helianthus annuus (common sunflower)
Lineage: Eukaryota; Viridiplantae; Streptophyta; Magnoliopsida; Asterales; Asteraceae
Product: vacuolar protein sorting-associated protein 60.2
Exons: 7
Coding region: 199-909 (236 amino acids)
Biological process (GO): late endosome to vacuole transport via multivesicular body sorting pathway; vesicle budding from membrane
Cellular component (GO): multivesicular body
Source: RefSeq, a predicted model, not a curated record
AAAAGACGACACACAGUUCACCAACAUCGUAAGUAAUUUCUCACGCAUCACAUCCAAACUUCAAACGCAACAUCUCUCGUUGACUUUCUUCCUUCUUCCCCGUUGCCCAUCCCCUUCUGUUGAAUCAAUUGGGGAUUAUUAUAAAUCCAGACUAAACCCUAAAUCUAACACACCCGAAAUUCAAGUAAUCAAACAACGAUGAGGAGAGUAUUCGGUGCUAAGAAAGACAAAGAACCACCCCCUUCCGUCAAUGACGCAUCUGAUCGGAUCAAUAAACGAGGCGAGUCUGUCGAUGAAAAGAUCAAACGGCUUGACGGGGAACUUGCUCGAUAUAAAGAACAGAUUAAGAAAACCAGACCGGGUCCUGCUCAAGAAGCUGUCAAGGCUCGAGCGAUGAGAGUUCUUAAACAAAAAAGAAUGUAUGAAGGACAACGUGACAUGCUAUACAAUCAAACGUUCAACCUAGAUCAAGUUGCUUUUGCUUCCGAAGGGAUUAAAGAUGCUCAGCAAACAAUGUCGGCUCUGAAAUCAGCAAACAAAGAGUUGAAAGGAAUGAUGAAAACCGUGAAGAUUCAAGACAUUGAUAAUUUGCAAGACGAAAUGAUGGACAUGAUGGAUAUUAGUAAUGAAAUACAAGAAUCUCUUGGUAGAAGUUACGGUGUGCCGGAUGACAUCGAUGAAGAUGAACUUUUGGGUGAGCUUGAUGCUCUGGAGGCUGACAUGGGUCAGGAAACCGAAGGUGAAGGGGUACCUUCGUAUCUUCAACCUGAUAACGAGCCCGAUUUGAAUGAAGAGCUCAAUCUGCCUUCAGCUCCAAGUGGACACGCAGUGCCAGCUGGCAGAGUUAACAAUCAGGCUGUGGAUGAAUUUGGUUUUCCUGCUGUCCCUCAUGCAUCGCUUCGUAAUUGAGUAGAUAUUAUCAACUUUUAGUUUGUUUAUUCUUUGGCUGGCUUCAAUGUUUGCUACUACCUUUUUUAACCUUUGUAAACAAUAGUGUGCAUAAUCUGAACAUGAUUACUUUUGUUU